CCCCGCUUGCAAAUGUCCCACCCAUUCCCCCGAGUCAUUAUCGAACUGGACGUUGAUUAUUUUUAUGCCCAGGCGGAGGAAGUUCGUGAUCCCAGUUUGAAGUUGCUGCCCGUAGCGAUUCAACAGAAGCAUAUUGUUGUGACCUGUAACUAUGUUGCGAGGAGUUUUGGGGUAGGGAAGUUGGCCCUUCUCUCAGAAGCUGUAAAAAAAUGCCCUAAUUUGGUUAUCAUUGACGGGUCAGGUUACGUUGACUUGAUUGCAUGCUGUCACACCAUCAGGCCAGAUUCCCUUACCAACGAUUACAGAUAUCACCCGCUACCGACGAGCUUCGCGACAGAUUUUCGAACUCGUGAAAACCAUAUUAAACGGUCAUAAUGCUGACGAAACGGGUGCGAAUUGGGUGGUGAAGGUGCAAAGAUUGGGUAUGGACGAAUUAUUCUUGGAUGUGACCGAUCUGAUUGAGAGGCAUCUGAAUGAGCGGAACAUAAACGAUAUGGAGGUGGAGUUUGACCUUCCUGGAGGCGUGUCGUUUCGAUAUACUCCUGGUCUGUGGGCGGGCCAUGUGAUGGGUGAGAGCGAGCGGGAGCUUGACGGAGAAAGUGGUGAUAGUUUGCCAAAGUGGUAUUACCAAAUGGCAUCCCACCUCGCCUCAUGUAUCCGGUUGGCAAUCUAUUCCAAACUGGGAUUCACAACAUCAGCUGGAAUAUCUAGCAACAAACUUUUCGCCAAACUCGCUGCGAGCGCCCACAAACCCAACGAUCAGACCACGUUACUUCCAGGUGUGGCCGCCGAUGCCUUUCUUUGCGGAACAAAGCUCCGUGGUAUACCUGGCAUCGGACAUUCAGCUUGCAAAGUCCUUUUGAAGCAUGUAUCAGAAGCAGAGAUGGAUGAGAAGAGGAUCCUGGAGGAAGAUGAGCGGGACCGCGGGAUCUUAGAUUAUGUUAUGAUGGAGAGUGAAAACCCUGACGAGGCCAUGCUUCCGGACGCACCGUCGACUUCAGCAACGGUUGGAACAACACGCCAGUAUUUAUCCCGCGAAACGCUGAUAAGCCUUCUGGGUCCCAAAAUAGGCCCUAAUAUUUAUGACCUCCUUCGCGGGAUAGAUCCCACCCCAGUCGUCCCGUCCGGGUGGCCGACCCAAAUAUCCAUUGAAGACUCUUUUCAGCAUUGUACAAAUGUUCAAGAUGUCCGAGCAAGGCUGUUAGAGCUUGGUCGAAUGUUUGUUGAAAGAGUUCAGGAGGAAGAAUGGAGCCAAGAAAGCGGGUGGAGGAGAUUCGCGAGAAACGUGAGACUGACCAUUCGGAGAAGACAAGAAGGGAAUAUUCGGGCUUGGUCGGAUGACCGCGAAUCACGAUCUUUGCCACUUCCUGUCUCCAUCUUCACGCACACAACACCCUCUGCCACCAGAUCCCAAGUCCUAGUCGACAAAACCCUCUUACCGCUUUUCCGGAAGAUGGUGGGCGACAAGCCGUUUGACUUGACUCUGUUGAAUAUUGCCGCGGUGGACUUUAAAAAGGAGACUGUUGGGAGGGAUAUUGUCGGCUUAUUUGCCGCUCAGGAAGAAGGGAAAACGUUGGUUGACCAAAUUGAUCAAGAGGUAAUAAACGCCCUUCCAGAGGAGAUUCGGCGGGAGAUUCUGGGAAGUGGCCACCAGGAUACACCAAUUUUGAGCUGUACGCGGAAAACGGACACAGGAACUUCUAUUGCAGAGUUUUUUGCUAAGGGAGAGGGCAGCGGGAUGGGCGUAGAAGAUUUGAAUCCAUUACCUAAGGACGGUCGACGAGAUACUGUGGGUCAUAGAAUAGUGAAUGAGCAAAAUACCUCUACAUGGCCGAAAGGAAAGCGAAAGGUCUCUUCAAAGAAAGUAAAUAUAUCCAAGAAGAAACCAAAGACCGAUGGGCCACUGACGAAAAUGUGGCGUAUGGGGAAGGAGGACGAGUUUGUAUGUCCCAAAUGCUCCGAGUCGGUGGCUGUAUCGGGAGUUGCAGCACAUGCCCGGCUGCACGAAAAGGAUACAUAAAAGUGAUACAUAUCGCGCAAAUGUAUAUAUUCGAAAAGCAACAUGAUAUUCCUACAGAGAAAACCCGUUUUAUCGAUUCACCAAAAUAUAUACAGAGACCCAACCUCGACAUCACAAA
Messenger RNA from Spizellomyces punctatus DAOM BR117, 2138 nucleotides. RefSeq lists its product as uncharacterized. Lineage: Eukaryota; Fungi; Chytridiomycota; Chytridiomycetes; Spizellomycetales; Spizellomycetaceae. Gene Ontology annotation, molecular function: damaged DNA binding; DNA-directed DNA polymerase activity. Gene Ontology annotation, biological process: translesion synthesis. The record is from RefSeq and is a predicted model, not a curated record. The transcript is spliced from 6 exons. The coding region runs from base 425 to 2020 and encodes 531 amino acids.